GAAAAGAAGUUUUUUCUUUACGAAAAAUUUUUUUUUUAUCAUUCUCAUCCCUAAUUGUUCAAUUCGAAAGGAAGGGUAAAUCUAGUGCUAAUUAUCGGGGAACAGUUUAGAACUCUGCUUCUCUUCAAAAUUUCAGACUGAAAAUUUCAAAUAUGCAAUCAUCAGCCUGUAUCCAUUUCAAUAGCACAGUUAAGCUAGGGUUUCGGCAGGCUCUAGGCUUGUCAUCAUCACGCAAUACUGGGUAUUUGAAGUCCAAUUUCUUAAAAGCAAAACCUAGAAGGGUGUUGUUGAUAACACAGAGCCACAACAAAGCUCACCAGCAACACCAAAGGAGAAGCAAAGAGAGAGUACAUGUGAAGGGAAAGAAAGAAAAUGUGUGGAGCAUUGACAAUGAAAUGGCAAAAGCCAAAGAAAAAGAGUCGGAAAGGCGAAGCCAACAGAGAAGGAGAAGAGGGAGGAGAAUCGUUAAAGGGAAGAGAAAUAAGAGUGGUCUCGUCAUGGUCUCUGCUGCCAUGUUAGUGGAGGUUGAAACCGUUCUUCAAACUCAGGAACCUGUAAUAAAACCAGCAUGGAAUACGUUUACUAGUAGUGUGAGUGGGAUAUGGAAGGGGGUUGGAGCAGUGUUUUCACCCAUCACUGCUGAAAUGGAGCCAGUUGAUAUUGGAAACAAGAAUGAAAACCUAUAUGAUUGUUAUAUUCUCUCCUGCGUUCAGGCAAUGCCAUCUUCUGGAGGACAGACAUCUCAAAUUCAAAGGAAAGUAAAUUGGAUGACUUUAAACCCUUACGGUGAAAUCUUGCAGCGCAUUGGAGAUGGUAGUAGAAGAAGUAAAGAGGGGCUUACCGAGGGAGUUGUUGAUCAAAGUGUAACAAAUCAUGUUUUGCCUAGUUUUGAGUCUUUUAAUUUUGAAAGAAGUGAUGUGAUGGAAGAAGAUGUUAUGGGCAAUGAACCUGGUCUCGUAUACUUUGAGGACGGAUCUUAUUCCAGGGGUCCAGUUGAUUUUCCGGUUGGUGAAGUUGAUGAUUCUAAAUAUUUCCUUUCUCCGACGUUCAAGUUUGAGCAAUGCUUGGUAAAAGGUUGCCACAAAAGACUUCGUAUUGUUCAUACCAUAGAAUUCAGCGAUGGGGGUGCAGACAUACAGAUAAUGAGAGUUGCUGUUUAUGAAGAGCAAUGGCUCAGCCCUGUGAAUCUUCAUGACGAAAGUGAUCUGGAGUUGGAUGUAAAGCCAUUCUCACAGCGGAAGCGGACCCAGCCAUCAGAGCUGACUGGCUCUUGGAAGGUAUAUGAAGUGAGUGCCACUCCUGUGUUUGGUGAGGAGGAAAUGGUGACUCUGGAAAGCAAUGGCAGCCCAUAUGUGUACCUUUGUACCGAAACUCUGAAGAAGAGGAGUUUGCCUGAGAGUUCAACAUACUUUGGAGAGGAAGAGAUGCUAGAUAUGCAGGAUGCAACAAUUCUUUGGCUGCCGGGAGGCGUGACUAGUUAUGUUGACAUAAGCAAGGAUGGAGUCCUUUGCAUUGGUGCUGGAUGGUAUUCAGAUGAGGGAAUCAACCUGGUUAUGGAAAGGGAUUAUGGAAUGGAUGGGAGGCUCAAGGAAGUCCGAUAUAAAUCAGAGGUAAAGAGAAGGUGGCCGGAUCAAUUACCUGUGUAAAUUUUCAAUUCAAACAUCUUUAUUUUGUACUUGUAUAUUUUUACAUCUUACAAAUAAAUCUUGUUGAAUUGAAUUAA
Molecule: messenger RNA, 1723 nt
Organism: Mangifera indica (mango)
Lineage: Eukaryota; Viridiplantae; Streptophyta; Magnoliopsida; Sapindales; Anacardiaceae
Exons: 5
Coding region: 153-1646 (497 amino acids)
Source: RefSeq, a predicted model, not a curated record